AUUAACUUCACUAAACAUCUAAUCUACACAAAACACAAAAUCAAUACACAAGUGCUCUGACUGGCGCUCUGACCUUUCAUCCAUCCUCAACUCCAUCAGCCACAUGGCUCAUCAAGGUCAUCAUCAAAAAUCAUUAAACUAUCCUGAGGAAAAUGAUGAGACACAGAGUGAGGAAUUCCUGCCUGGGCUUCUCCUGGCCCCAAAGACCUCUCUUGAUCACUCCACUGUCCUCAAGAGGGUGGUGAAAGGACCGACAUUUAGCCACCAACACAACCCUAUGAUGUCCAGUCUUACCCAGUCCUGUGUAAAAUUUAUCCAGCAUGAUCAUUUAACCAGACCAUGCCAGCACCCGCUGUACCCCAACCAGGUUGAUACUGACAGCAGAAAUCUCAGGGCCCAACAUGACUGGCAUUACCCCAGCUACCAUAGCACAAGUCUUGGAGGGUGUCAAACAAGCAGUCUACCAUCGUACUUGCCCUCUACUAAGUACCAGACUUACCUGGGGGCCAGCUAUGUUUUUCCCAGUUGGUAUCACUCCCAUCUGGGUACACACAGCCUCAGCCUUAAUAGUCUGGAACAGGCUGGCUCUCUGCACUCUUUUCCUACAGACAGGUCUUCUGUACACACCAACCAAGUGAAGCCAUUCCCUAGCCUCCACUGUGGGUACAAUGGUCCCAUUCCAUUCCAAGUAGACCUUCAGGAUCAUCUCAUCCCCAAGCCUGGAUAUCAGCCACUCCACAGACUCAAAGUGGUGAUGUUUCUUACAGACCUGGGCAGAAAAGUCCCUGCAGCACACAGCUUUCUGAGGAACAAACACAGCAGCUUUUCAGCUGCGAGGAGACUGGCAUGUGUACUCGAGCUGGGAGAACUGUCUCCUCUUGGCUCUCUCCCCCUUAUCAGCCCUCAACCAUCAGCGAAAGGAAAAGUAUUUGUCACAUAUGAGGUGGACAAUGAAGAUCAUCUUAAGGAGGUGAUCAAGUUUGUGGCUUUGUUGAGGAACAAUGGCUUUGACACGCACAUUGAUGUUUUUGAACAGCAGCUCUAUAGCAUCAAUAAGAUUGACUGCAUGGAAAGAUAUCUCAAUGAGAAAGAUUACCUCAUUAUCAUGGUCAUUAGUCUGAAGUAUUUUGAGACAGUAACAGGUGCUGCUGUAGGUGUGGACUGUGAUGAGAGGACCUCAAGCACUGUGUACAUCCACAAGCAGCUUCAGAGUGAAUUCAUUCGGAAUGGCUGCAGGAACUUCAGGGUCGUUCCUGUGCUUUUUCCUGGGGCUAAGAAGAGCUACGUUCCCUUUUGGCUGCAGAACACAUACGUGUACAGCUGGCCCAGAGAUCGGGAUGAUAUUCUGCGCCGGCUCAUGCGGGUGGAGAAGUACAAUCCCCCACCUGUCGGCCUACUGCCCACCAUCUUCUCAAUGCCUAUCUAACUAGCCAAGAUGCAUUCGGGACAACAGCACCAGCGCAACAGAGUUUUAAAAGUUAAAAUCUGCCUAGCUAGAUGAUGCACACGAUGGGACAUGCACAGUCAGUAUAGAUACAGGUGUUAAAUGUAAUGUCUACCAUCAUGUACGAGAAGAGAUAAGGAUUAGAGAUUAUAAAGUAAAUUAUAUGUACAUAUAGUAUGGAGCAUAUACUAAAUGUGCAUUAUAGCUAAUAAAACUGGGUUACUCAAAAAUAUUGAAAUAUGUGGAAACAGGUGAGGAAAACAGUCUUCAAGAAAGAUGUGCAGGAGUUGAUUAAAUGAUUUAAUAAUCAUAAGCUGUGCAGAUUCCCUUUUCCUUUUUUAUUAAUUUAUUAGAGGGUUUUUUUUUGCAUAUAGCUGGCAAUUAAAACAAUUAGGCUCAUACCAUUUAACACAGCUCUGCUAUUUUGAAUUUUAGUACUGAGCAAAUGCAGAAAGUGCACAUAAAAUAUACAAACUUGCCUCACUCACAAAAAAUAUAACAUAACAUCUGACUUUUUGUAUCAGAUCUAAAUAAAUUCACGUUAAAAUAAUAAAUAUGAGCAAAAUGUGGUACUACCAUAAUCCUGAUAUUUAAGGCAGAUCUGUUGCCAUAUUGACACUCCUGACAAGCUACUCUGUUUUGUCAUGCAAAAAUGCAGACCCUUUCCCUAAUCACUAAAACUUAAUCAUAUAAUAUAGUCUGUACCUUAGAUUUAAUUCUGUAAUUAAAGCCUGCAUAAAAUAAAGC
This is a messenger RNA of Neoarius graeffei (lesser salmon catfish), 2191 nucleotides long. RefSeq names its product TRAF3 interacting protein 2b (gene traf3ip2b). The transcript is spliced from 9 exons. Gene Ontology annotation, biological process: humoral immune response; positive regulation of canonical NF-kappaB signal transduction. The record is from RefSeq and is a predicted model, not a curated record. Lineage: Eukaryota; Metazoa; Chordata; Actinopteri; Siluriformes; Ariidae. The coding region runs from base 104 to 1426 and encodes 440 amino acids.